Molecule: messenger RNA, 1948 nt
Organism: Oncorhynchus nerka (sockeye salmon)
Lineage: Eukaryota; Metazoa; Chordata; Actinopteri; Salmoniformes; Salmonidae
Product: protein unc-119 homolog B-like
Exons: 5
Coding region: 93-839 (248 amino acids)
Biological process (GO): lipoprotein transport; cilium assembly; nervous system development
Cellular component (GO): cilium
Molecular function (GO): lipid binding
Source: RefSeq, a predicted model, not a curated record
UCUCCGUAGAGACGCUUCGCCAUCUUGAAUUUAGUAAAAGUUGCAGACAGCCAUCGACACAGUCGCCUUAACAAACACAAAACAACCAAGAUAUGAGCGGCUCUAACUCUCGAAACAAGACUGCAGCCACAGUCAAAGGACCGGACACCGAUAUCGUCCCAACUGCAAAUUCCAGGGAGCGAAAGUCCGGUGGAGGUGUACUGAAGAGACUCAAAUCGCGACGAAAUCAAACCGAUAAACAGCGGCCUGUUAUUACAGAAGAAGAGCUAAGGGCGCUAGGAAGACACAUCACACCGGACGAAGUCCUUGGUCUGCGUGCUGUUACACGGGAUUAUCUAUGUAAACCUGAGGACAAUGUCUACAAUAUUGACUUCACACGUUUCAAGAUUAGAGAUCUGGAGACUGGGACAGUGCUCUUUGAGAUUGCUAAACCUCACAACUGUGACCCGGAAGAUGAGGAAGAAGAGAAUGGAGACGUAGACACCAGUGCUGGACGCUUUGUGCGGUAUCAGUUUACGCCGGCCUUCCUCAGACUGCGGACUGUUGGUGCAACUGUCGAGUUCACCGUGGGGGACCGGCCUGUUAACAGCUUUCGCAUGAUAGAGAGGCAUUAUUUCCAGGAUAAAGUUCUCAAGAACUUUGACUUUGACUUCGGAUUCUGCAUCCCAAACAGCUGCAACACUUGCGAACAUAUCUAUGAGUUUCCCCAGCUCCCUGAGGACCUCAUUUGCCUAAUGGUGGAGCACCCGUAUGAGACCAGGUCAGACAGCUUCUACUUUGUGGACAACAAACUGAUCAUGCACAAUAAGGCAGACUACGCCUACGAUGGGGGCGAGUAGUGCCUGAAUAUUAGCGUCUUGUGUGCAAUGCAACGCAGCGGUCACAUUGCCCCAGAACACAACCACAAUAUAGCCCUUUUGGGAACAGGAGUAUACUUCCUCCACUUCAGACAUUCCAACAAACUUUACCAGCCCCAGGUUUGGGAAAACAGGACCAUGUCUGCCUUCAAAACAAGUUGAUCAUUUAUUUGUUACCUCGUACCCCUCUGUUGCUGGGACUCAUAGGAAACUUUUGUCAAUCACUCUUUUGUAAUGUUGAACAUGUUUUUCUUUUAAUAUUUUCGAACAUUUAAAUGGUUACUUUUUAAUACGUAUUAUUUUAAUCUGCCUUGAGUUAGUUCAGUAUUUGUUGCAAUAUCCUUGUUUUUGUUGGAAUACAUUUAGACAUAUCUUGUGGGUUUGUGUAACUAAUCAGCCUAAUGAUCUAAUACACAUUCGAAUUUAAUAAUAUUAAUUUCAAUUUCUCAAGUUGUCAUUUUUUUCAGGGUUGCCAUCUAUCUCCCUGGUGAAAGGCCACUCUGUUACCAAACGGCUCUACAGAGGGAAUCUGGAACUUUACAUGAUCCCAAAGUGAAUGUUGAAUACUGGAUAUUUUUAGCCCGUAAGAUGAACACUGGUUGAAGUUGAGCAUGUUGUUAUUUUGUCUAUACAACAAUAGUUGACAGAUGGCAAGCCAAUUACAACUUUUUGAUACCACCUAAUUUGAUUGAACAAGUAAAUACAUUUUUGCUACUCAUUGUGCUCUAGUAACAAUCAUUAUCCUUUGCUGUGUCUUUCCUCCUCAGAUAGUGGGCUAAAUAUUCAGCUGUGAGACUAACAAAUGCUCCAUGACUUAGAAACCUUGAUAGAAGCUGUAUUAUUCAUAUUGGGUGUCCCAUUUCACCUCUAGCUGUAUAUACAACCAAUAAUCUCUGUUGGCUAUGAGACAUUUUUGUAUUAACUGCCAUUGGUAGUAAGUCACAGAUGGCACCCCUGGCCUUUUUAAGUUGUUAGCAUUUGUGACAGUGCUGGAAAUGUACUUGCAGUGUGUUUGUGCCUGCUGGAGUGAUACUGAGCCUCCCAACACUAAAUUAAACCUCUCCAUGGGCCUUUGUAUUCAGACUGUUAAA